UAGCGCACUAUAGCAACAUAAUUGAUGGCGCUUGUGGGAUCCGCCUAUAGCAUAUAUACACUGGUUUCUCUUACCCAGAACCAGAUCAUUGUUGCAAUGGCAGCCAUGAGAGGAGCCUGCAUCUUCACCACAUCCAUCUUUUUCCUUUCCAUGCUGAUCUCCGUUAACGCUCUAGCCAAGGAUCAUGGCAGCAGCUACCUUGCGCGAGGCUCCACGGUGGACACCUGGGACGGCGAAACCACGGCCAUCCUGGUGUCGCCCAACGGGGCCUUCGCCUGCGGCUUCUACAGGGUGGCCACCAACGCCCUCACCUUCUCCGUGUGGUUCCACGCCUCGUCGCGGCGGAAGACCGUCGUGUGGACGGCCAACCGCGACGAGCCGGUGAAUGGCAGAGGGUCCAGUCUCGCCUUCCGGAAAGAUGGGGGCUUGGCCCUCCUCGACUACAAUGGUACUGCUGUCUGGAGCACCAACACAACCGCAACUAGUGCCAGCCACGCCAAGCUCCUCGACAACGGCAACCUGGUGGUCAUGGAUCCGGGUGGUCGGAGCCUCUGGGGAAGCUUCGACUCGCCGACCGACACGCUCCUGCCAUCGCAGCCAAUGACACGGAACACCAAGCUGGUGUCUGCAUCUGCCAGGGGUUUGCUCUAUUCAGGGCUCUAUACUUUAUACUUUGACAGUGACAAUCAGCUCAAACUUAUCUAUAAUGGCCCUGAGAUUAGCAGCAUAUAUUGGCCCAACCCUUUCAACAAACCAUGGGUAAAUAAGAGGAGUACUUAUAACAGUAGUCGAUAUGGGAUUCUUGAAGAGACAGGACGGUUUGUCGCGAGUGACAAAUUUGAAUUUGAAGCUUCUGAUCUUGGUGAUAAGGUCAUGAGGAGGUUGACUCUGGAUUAUGAUGGCAAUCUUAGGCUGUAUAGCCUAAACCCGACAAGCGGCAAUUGGUCGGUUUCUUGGAUGGCAUUUCAUCGAGUCUGUGAUAUACAUGGUGUUUGUGGCAAGAACAGCAUGUGCAAGUACAUACCGAAGCUACAGUGCUCCUGCCUCAAAGGAUUCGAGGUGAUAGAUGCAAGCAACUGGAGCGAGGGGUGCAGGCGCAAGGCAAACAUAACAGCCAGCUGGGACAAACACAGAAGAGACAACGCAAACAUAACAGCCAGCUGGGACAAACACAGGAGAGCCAACGCAAACAGCACAACUACCCAGGAUUUCUCAUUCAGAAAGCUUGCUGAAACUGACUUCUACGGGUAUGACUUGGCCUAUGAUGAGUGGAUCCCAUUUUCUAAGUGCAGAAAUAUGUGCUUGGGCUAUGUUGAUUGCCAGGCUUUUGGUUACAGGAAGGGAGAAGGCAAAUGUUUUCCGAAGGUCUAUCUGUUUAACGGCAAGAACUUCCCGGAUCCUCCGAAUGACAUUUAUUUGAAAGUUCCCAAGGGGCUGUUGCCUUCGCCAGAACUGGCUUCUACAAUAGCCUAUGAAUGCAAAGUUCAUGAAAAAGAGGCCAACGUUUCUUUGCAAAUGCUCAAGGGUGGCACUUCCAAGUUCAAAUUUGGCUAUUUUCUUUCUUCUGCAUUAACUCUACUUUUCAUUGAAGUAACGUUAAUCAUUGCCGGGUGUUGCGUCGUUUACAAAUCUGAGAGAAGGGUGGAGAUUGCAGAUGAAGGUUACAUGAUAAUUUCCAAUCAGUUCCGAAUAUUUAGCUACAGGGAGUUACAGAAGGCAACCAGAUGCUUCCAAGAAGAGCUAGGGAGUGGUGGAUCAGGAGCAGUUUACAAGGGAGUCCUUGAUGAUGAAAGGAAGGUCGCAGUUAAGAAGCUAAAUGAUGUGAUCCAAGGAGAGCAGGAGUUCAGGUCUGAGUUAAGUGUCAUAGGAAGAAUUUAUCAUAUGAAUCUGGUCAGAAUUUGGGGGUUCUGUGCUGAGAAGACGCACAGGCUCUUGGUUUCUGAGUUCAUUGAGAAUGGUUCUUUAGACAGAGCUCUAUUUGAUUACCAGAGCCUAUUCCCUGUGCUCCAAUGGAGUCAAAGGUACAAGAUAGCAGUUGGCGUAGCGAAAGGACUGGCCUAUCUCCACACCGAGUGUCUUGAAUGGAUUGUGCAUUGUGAUGUCAAACCAGAGAACAUAUUAUUAGAUGAAGACUUUGAGCCUAAAAUUGCAGAUUUUGGACUGGUGAAGCUCCUAACACGUGGAUCAAACACAGAAAUGUUGUCGAGAGUGUGUGGGACUAGAGGGUACAUUGCACCAGAAUGGGCUCUAAAUCUUCCAAUCACUGGUAAGGUCGAUGUUUACAGCUAUGGAGUAGUGCUUCUUGAGUUAGUGAAGGGAGUUCGGGUUUCAAGAUGGCUGGUUGAGGGUGAGGAGGGGGUGGAAAUGGCUGUUAGAUGCUCUACUCAAAUUCUUAAAGAGAAACUAGCAGGCGAAGAUCAAUCAUGGCUUCUGGAGUUUGUCGACUACAGACUGGAUGGAGAAUUUAACCAUUCUGAAGCAAUCCUGAUGCUUAAAAUAGCAGUAUCAUGUGUGGAAGAAGAGAGGAGCAGAAGGCCAAGCAUGGGCCAUGUGGUUGAAACUCUGCUUUCACUGGUGGAAUAAUGACUAGUACUGCAAUUACAACGCUAAAGCUAGUACAUGUGAAAGAAUAAUAUUCUGUAACGUUGCACAGAUAAGUUACUGCGAGCCUUAUCCUAUCAUUAUGUAAUAAGUCUAUAGAUUUGCAUGAACAUCUAGUUUCUUAACAUGGAGUACAAAUUAGUAAGUAUUUCAUUUA
Molecule: messenger RNA, 2758 nt
Organism: Brachypodium distachyon (stiff brome)
Lineage: Eukaryota; Viridiplantae; Streptophyta; Magnoliopsida; Poales; Poaceae
Product: putative receptor protein kinase ZmPK1
Exons: 1
Coding region: 25-2583 (852 amino acids)
Biological process (GO): protein phosphorylation; recognition of pollen
Molecular function (GO): ATP binding; protein serine/threonine kinase activity
Source: RefSeq, a predicted model, not a curated record